This is a messenger RNA of Oreochromis niloticus (Nile tilapia), 1171 nucleotides long. RefSeq lists its product as uncharacterized. NCBI's taxonomy places the organism in Eukaryota, Metazoa, Chordata, Actinopteri, Cichliformes, Cichlidae. The record is from RefSeq and is a predicted model, not a curated record. The coding region runs from base 15 to 1085 and encodes 356 amino acids. The transcript has 8 exons.
GACAGAGAACCACAAUGAUUGAAUUCAUAUGGAUUCAAAUGUUUGCAUUGCUGCUGAUUCAGAUUACAGCAACAACAUCAAAUGUAACCUCCAUCGUUAUGAAACUCGGAGAUGACGUCACUCUGCUUUGUCUGAAUGCGAUGGAUGACCAGAAUACCUGUAACAAUACAAUGUGGGCCUUCGCUUCAAGAAACAAACCAACAGUAGAGCUGUUCAGGUUUGGGGAAAUUGGUGAAUAUGCCAAAUCUAAAUCAGACAGACUGAGUGUUGCAGUAAACUGUUCUCUGGUUGUUAAGAAGCUCACAGCUGAGGAUGUUGGUCUUUAUUUUUGUCAGCAAUACAUGUUGGGAAAAAAACAAGCGCAACACUCUCCACUUCAUCAGUUGGUGGUUGAUCUCUCUCUUAUUACUUUGAAUGAACAUAAGGACAAUAGUAAGGCGAUUUUAAACUGCUCUGUGCUGCCAUAUGAAGAGUGUCAUCACACAGUGAAGUGGCUGAUUGACGGUCAAGACAUGGACAAAGAUAACAAAGAAAUAUUGACUUUGCAGACUAACUGCUCAACCACUGUGUCUUUCCCCAAAUCCCAUGAAUUAUACUCAUUAAAAUAUAACUCAGUGAAAUGUGAAGUGACUGAUACUGGCACAGGAAAAGUGGAGCAGUUUACCUUCAUCAGCCAACAGCGCUCUGGCCAAGACACGGAUGACAAGGAAACAACAAAUAAACCAACCAGCAGAACUGAAAUUAGCACUAAACUAGAAGUAACCAUGGCAACAAUGAAGGAAGUUUCUCAAGUUGGGAAAAACAAAACAAAGAAUCCAGCCAGAGAAACUGAAAGCAGCGCAACAUCAGCAACAACCACAACAGUUGUGAAGGAUAUUUCGCAAGAUUUUUCUGUUUCUUUGAGGUUCAUUAUUCUCUCUGUGGGUUUAGCAGCACUUUUAAUAACUGCUGUAACAGUCAAAAUAUGGACGGAAGCUAAAGGGAACAAAACUCAGAUGGAUAAAACCACAGUACAUUUUGAUAACAAAGAAGAUCAUGUUACAAUAAAGUCUGAAAACACUGGAGACUCUGCAACUUCCAUCUGACUGCAAUGAUCAUCACCAAAAUCAAUUCCAAUUGCUGUUCAUUUAUCAGUAUCAACUUUUAUAAUUUUAUUGGUCAAAUGCUUAGA